CCGGGGGGACGCGGGGCCGGGCGGGGAGCGCCGUGCCCGGGAGCUCGGCCCCGGCUCCCCGGGAGCUCCCCCGGCUCCCCGAGCGCUCCCCCGGCUGCCGGGGCCGAGCUCGCCCAGGCCGAAGGGCCCCGCUCGCCUCCCCGCGCGGUGCUGGGUUCAGCUCCCCGAGGGACUUUGGGUGGCUGCUGAACGGGAAGGGACAAAAAGCAGCAGGUGCCAGCUCAGCCAAGCAUGGCCACCCAGAUGUUCGAGGGCAGAGGGCAUGCGGCCGUCUACCAGAAAUACAGGUUUGCACCGGGCAAAGAGCUGCAGCACACCAUCCUCUCCUACCUGCGGGAAAAGAAGGCCAUCCCUGCGGAGCUGGCAGUGGACGUUGGCUGCGGCUCUGGACAAGGCACCCACUUCCUUGGGGAGCACUUCAAGAAGGUGGUGGGCACGGACAUCAGCGAAGCGCAGAUCCAGGAGGCCAAGGACACCCCCGGCAUGCCCAACAUCUCCUACCUCGCGUGCCCUGCGGAGGAGCUGCCGUUCCAGGAGGCCUCCGUGGACGUGCUGACCUCGUUCACGGCCGCGCACUGGUUCGACAUCGAGCGCUUCAUGCGCGAGGCGCAGCGCGUGCUGCGGCCGGGCGGCUGCGUGGCCAUCAGCACCUACACCCUGGACAUGAGCCUGCGCUACGGGGACUGCUCCCAGCAGCUCACCAAAGUCUUCAGGGAGUGCUGGGACAAGACUUUAAAAUACUCAAAUGACAGAGUAAAAUACGUCAUGGAUGACUACAAAACAAUCUUUGAGGCCUUGCCGUUCCCAGACAAGAAGAGAAUCACUGAUAUCUAUGACCCAAUUCCCAUGACUGUUGAGGGUGUGGUUGGUUACAUCGAGUCCACCUCUUCAUAUCAGACCUUUAAGAGGAGUGACCCUGCAGCUGCAACCUCCCUCCUCCAGGAGACUGAAAAGAGGAUGCUGGAGACAAUGGGAGUUUCCUCUCGUGAGACCCCGGUGGAGUUCUUGGUGAGGCACGUCUGUGUGCUGGGGCGCAAGGCGUGCUGAGAGCAAACCCUGCUCCUCAUCUGGUGCUACAAUGGAAGGGGAAGGUGGAUCGUCUCCUAAAGCCCCGCUUGUAACCGCUCUUACUCCUUGGCAAGAUUACUGCUGAUUGAAAUUCUGGUCUCCUGUGGGAAGCAGAGGGGGUUUUGUGCCCCUCAGGCUCCUGUCCACCUUGGUCCUGCAGUCUGCCCGGUGCUGCUCCCUCGGCACUGGAAGUGUCCCAUUGUGGACUGCUGGUUUAAUAACACGUGGGGAAGAGAAUCACAGGAACAGCGGAGAAAUGCACUGCAUUUCUUACACAAUUAAUAAUAAUUAAAAAGCAAGCUGAGAAAA
Messenger RNA from Pyrgilauda ruficollis (rufous-necked snowfinch), 1377 nucleotides. Its product is annotated as putative methyltransferase DDB_G0268948. Bases 232 to 1047 code for a protein of 271 amino acids. The record is from RefSeq and is a predicted model, not a curated record. Gene Ontology annotation, molecular function: S-adenosylmethionine-dependent methyltransferase activity. The transcript is spliced from 7 exons. Lineage: Eukaryota; Metazoa; Chordata; Aves; Passeriformes; Passeridae.